AUGUCGGAAGAUAGAAAGAUUCCCGUUGCGGCUAAUGUACUUGGGACCAUUGGCACUGUGCUUUGGUGCAUCCAGCUCGUGCCGCAGAUAUGGCAUAAUUGGAGGAAUAAGAGAACUGAUGGAUUGCCAGCGAGUAUGAUGUUUCUAUGGGCUUUAUGUUCUGUGCCCUUCGGCAUCUACAUGAUUCUACAGCAAGUGAACAUUCCUAUCCAAGUCCAACCUCAAAUAUUUGGCUCGCUGUGUACAAUCUGCUGGGUCCAAAUUUUAUAUUAUAACCAUGGCUACAGCUUGAGAAAAUCAGUUUUCACCGGUGUAAUAACUGCUGCGCUUAUGGGUGGAUGUGAAGCUCUAUUCAUCCUUACUUUGAGGAUUCCAUACAAUAAGGGCAUAACUUGGCCAGCCCUGCUAAUCGGGAUAAUCGCCACCAUCCUCAUUGCGUAG
Molecule: messenger RNA, 441 nt
Organism: Paracoccidioides lutzii Pb01
Exons: 5
Coding region: 1-441 (146 amino acids)
Source: RefSeq, a predicted model, not a curated record